GCUGGGGGGUACAUUGGGGCGCACUCCCGCGGGGCCAUUUGGGCUCCUGUUCAGCUGCUUUGCUCCAGCCUGUCCUGACGGUCUGGUGUCAUAGUGAGAUCUUCGUCUCUUUCCUUUCUUUUUUUGCUGUUCAUUAUGCAGAAAAAAGACUCCUCCCCUGAGGGGUUCCAACCUCGCGCCCCUCAUUUCGCUACGCAGGCGAUCCACACGGCCCAGGAUCCCGAUCAGUGGAACUCUCGGGCCGUGGUGCCUCCCAUCUCCCUGGCCACCACCUUCAAGCAGGACGCGCCAGGCCAGCACUCGGGUUUUGUGUAUAGUCGCUCUGGAAAUCCCACUAGGAACUGCUUGGAAAAAUUAGUAGCGGUGCUGGAUGAAGCUAAGUACUGCUUGGCCUUUGCUUCGGGCCUAGCAGCCUCUGUGACAAUUUUCCACCUGUUAAAAGCAGGAGACCAUGUGGUUUGUAUGGACGAUGUGUAUGGAGGUACUAGCAGAUACUUGCGGCAGGUGGCGGGUGAAGUUGGAUUGAAGAUUUCGUUUGUCGACUGUUCCAAAACUGAAUUGCUGGAGGAAGCAAUCACACCACAAACCAAGCUGGUGUGGCUCGAAACUCCCACCAACCCCAACUUGAAGAUGGCUGACAUCACGGCAUGUGCACGCAUCGUCCACAGGCACAAGGACGUCAUCCUGGUGGUGGACAACUCCUUCAUGUCGCCAUAUUUCCAGCGGCCUAUGUCUCUGGGAGCUGACAUUUGCAUGUAUUCUGCAACAAAGUACAUGAACGGUCACUGUGAUGUCUUAAUGGGCUUAGUGUCGGUGAAUUCUGAAGACCUCCACAACCGACUUCGUUUCUUGCAAAAUAGUCUCGGGACGGUGCCGUCUCCUUUCGACUGUUACCUGUGCAUUCGUGGCCUCAAGACGCUGCAAAUCCGCAUGGACAAACAUUUCCAAAAUGCAAUGGCUGUGGCCCGGUUCCUGGAGUCCAACCCCCGAGUAGAAAAGGUUAUCUACCCUGGGCUGCCCUCUCACCCGCAGCAUGAGCUGGCCAAGCGGCAGUGCAUGGGCUGCUCGGGGAUGAUCACCUUCUUCAUCAAGGGCUCUCUUCAGCAUGCUGAGACCUUCCUGAAGCACCUGAAGUUGUUUACUCUGGCCGAGAGCUUGGGAGGAUAUGAAAGUCUUGUGGAACUUCCGGCAAUCAUGACCCAUGCAUCCGUGCCUAGGAAGGACAGAGAGAUCCUUGGAAUUAGCGACACGCUGAUUCGAAUCUCGGUAGGCUUAGAGGAUGAAAAAGACCUCCUGGAAGAUCUGGACCAAGCUCUGAAGGUGGCACACCCUUAAACUGGAAGUCCCAAGUGGAUUCCAGAGCUGCUUCCUGAACAGAUCGAAUCUUCUGGAUAAUUGAAUGGACAUGAGUGAGGCGUUGCGGAAUUUUCAAGUGCACACUGUCCGCAGCUGUAACCAUGUUGGGAUUGUUCCCUUAGAAACGGUUUCCUGUAUAUCUCUUUGUAACCCAGAGAUCGACUCUGUGAAUAUCUUUCUGUUCAUUUUGCUACAUUUCUGCUUCAGGAGGAAGGGAGAUUUGUGCUGCUUUGGGGGUUUGGGGUCUUUUUUUUUUCAUGGCCCAGGAUUUACUUUGAUCAUGUUUACAAUAUAAUGGUGAUUUGCUUUGUAAAGUUAAAUUAAUAAAUGAUAUUUCUUAAAUCAGGCCUGAUUUUUGCACACUGUUGAAGAAUGUUGAAAACAAUUGUUUUGCAUUACCAUAUGCCACAAAUAAAUACUUGACAAGUC
This is a messenger RNA of Cavia porcellus (domestic guinea pig), 1785 nucleotides long. RefSeq names its product cystathionine gamma-lyase (gene Cth). Gene Ontology annotation, cellular component: cytoplasm. Lineage: Eukaryota; Metazoa; Chordata; Mammalia; Rodentia; Caviidae. The record is from RefSeq and is a predicted model, not a curated record. The transcript has 12 exons. Gene Ontology annotation, molecular function: carbon-sulfur lyase activity; pyridoxal phosphate binding. Bases 136 to 1335 code for a protein of 399 amino acids. Gene Ontology annotation, biological process: transsulfuration.